AUGGCCGACGACGCCCUCUCCAUCUACGACGAGAUCGAAAUCGAAGAUAUGACCUUCGACCCAGCCCUCCAAAUCUACACAUUCCCCUGCCCAUGCGGCGAUCGCUUCGAGAUCGCAAUCGAUGAUCUCCGCGAUGGCGAAGAGAUCGCUGUCUGCCCGAGUUGCAGUCUUAUGAUUCGGGUUAUCUUUGACGUGGCGGAUCUACCUAAGGCGGAUAAUGCGCAGCCGGGCACUGUCGCUGUGCAGGCUUGA
Molecule: messenger RNA, 252 nt
Organism: Penicillium cataractarum
Lineage: Eukaryota; Fungi; Ascomycota; Eurotiomycetes; Eurotiales; Aspergillaceae
Gene: dph3
Product: CSL family zinc fnger-containing protein
Exons: 2
Coding region: 1-252 (83 amino acids)
Biological process (GO): protein histidyl modification to diphthamide
Molecular function (GO): metal ion binding
Source: RefSeq, a predicted model, not a curated record